UCUCUAACUAGUCUGUGGACUAAACUGUGUUCCUACUAAAUAUAAUGGAAUGUUUAUAUUCAUAAAUUUUGAUUUAUUUUAUCUUGUAAUUGAAAAAUGGCUGAAGAACAUAAGAAAAUCAUAAUCCAAGAUCUUAAUCUUAAAAUUGGUGGUGAUAUCAACGAUCUUAACAAUGCAUAUGAACUCGAAAAUGAUUUAUUGGUUAGAAGAAAUCAGCUGCAAAGCAGUUUAAAUGUUGUUAACAAUGAGGUCCCAACUAAGUUAUCUUCAGCUGUAAAAAAAGCAGAAUUGAACUCCAAACAAAUAAAUACUUUUAAAGAGAAAAGUCUUGUGCUUAAAUCUAAGGUGGAAACCUUUCUUCAUAAAAUAGAACCUCUGAGUGUGGAGUUAGAUAAACGGUUUCAAGCUAUUCAUAAGUUAGAAUAUGUUCUCACCUAUCUCAAAUCCUUUGAAAAGAUUGAGGAUCUUUGUCGUCAAAUGAAACAGUGUAGUGACGAUGAACAAUUAGUGCUUUGGUAUGGUGAACUUAAGGAUAUGAGCAAAGAAUACAAAACUCCACAUCGUGCUGCAUAUGUGAAUGAGUACACCCACUACUGGCAUAAUGUGCUUAAAGAUAAAUUUACCAAGAGCUAUGAAGAUUAUUUGAAGCUGUUAAAAUGGCCAUUUACUGCUAAUACAGAGAACUCCCCGCCACCAAAAGAAGUUCUUAUAAAGUUUAGUAAUUUAACUAGAUAUCUAUUUCUUAUUGAGGGACAACCAAAUGAGUCAGUGUAUGAGGAUCUUGAAAAAGAUCCAUGUCUCCCUGUACGGAUACUACUUAGGCCAUUAAAGAAGAGAUUUGUAUUUCACUUUACUGGAUCUCGGCAGACAGCACGCAUUGAUAGACCUGAGUGGUUUCUUACACAAACUUUGACUUGGAUAAAGGAUCAUCAAACAUUCGUAAAAACACAUGUACAACCUGUGGCUAAUAAAUUAGAAUUGAAGCAAGUUAAAGCGGUUGAUGAGUUCAACGCUGGUAUAAUCGCAUUGGCAGCAGAGAGACUUCAUACAGUAUUAGGAUUAUACCAAACACAAGGGACCAAGGGUGAGAUAGUGGAUGUGGAUGCAGCUUUUGCACAUGCAGUUGAUGAAACUCUGGGCUUCCAUAGGGAGCUGGUAGCAAUUACUGAAAAGGAAACAAAUAAUGUUCUAUCGGUGCUAACUAAAGCCGAAAUAUUUGUCAGGUGGUUGGCUGUAGAAAAGAAAUAUGCACUUGCAAAAAUGGAUGAGACACUUGGCAGUGAGCAAUGGAGUGAAGCAGUCGCGGCCGGCGUAGGGGCGGCUGUAGGAUCCGUGGUGUGGGUACCCAGGGGUGCAGACUGGUUCAUAGCUCUGCUGAAGACUAUAGAAGACAGAUACGCUAUGCUACCACAGCCUGGACAUCGUCUCCAAUUCCUCGAACUCCAACUGGAGCUGAUAGAAGAGUGGCGCGUGCGUCUCACACAACUGUUGAACGCGGCGGUGGGUGCGUUAAUGGCGGACACGUUCCUAGUGGCUGACUCGAGCCCGCACCCGCUGACCGCCGUCAUCAACGCCGCGCACCACGUCAGAAGCGUGCUGCUUCAGUGGGCUCACUCUCUGCAUUAUCUACAACUCCAUUACUACAGGCGACAAUUCCAACAUUUCACGCAACAGCAACACCGUGACGACGAUUCGGAGACAACUACGAGCUCCACGGAUGAGGAUGACGAAACAGAAGAGGAUAAUAGUAAAAAAGAAGGAAUAACUGAUGAAACUAUGUCUCUUAAAGAGGUAGAGGUGCGUGCGAAAAAGUUAGCACUAAAUGAUCUAUCCAGGCACGAUUCAAUGAGUGCAAAUGAGAUUUCGCAAUAUGACAUAACGUCGCCUAUAGCAAACUUAGCAGUAACAGAACCAUUGUCGGGCGAUACGGAGGCCGAAGAAGCGGGAGUAUUCGCAGAAGCUCCAGCACUUCUAGCCCAUUUGAGAGACGCUGGACUUGCGGCGUUAGCGGAACAUAUCUUACUAGAGUUCAAGGCUGGCUUGAGAGACUAUAAGAAACAGAAAUGGCAUGCAUGGCUAAUGGUGGAGGAAAUGGCGCUUAGUCUAUCCGUACCAUUGUGUCGACCUCUAUCGGCUAUGAGCGCUCGCCUCACUGCUUCCGCGGCGAAACUAGCUCCCGCACUCACUUCCCGACUGCGGGCGCAUCUGGCCAACGACGUCGACCAGCAUAUAUUCGAGGAGGUGGUGUUAGAGAAUUGGUUUAACACGGGCGGUACUAUGCAGUUCACGCAUGACGUCAAAAGGAAUCUCAUUCCUGCGUUUGCGCCACCUAACAAAGUAGCUUCACAAGUCAACCAACUACCAAAGCUUUUAGAAGCGUGCAAGCUUCUAAACUUAGAUUACGACGACGCUAGAAGACUGCGCGCCGCUUUAGCGAAGCGGCCUCAAACAUCGACCGCCAUAGAACAUCUGACCGGCCAAGGAAUCCGGCAUAUACAGCCAAGCGAAGCCCUAAAGAUUUUAAACCAAAGGACAGACUUGAGUGACGCCACUUCACCCGCUUCCGUCAUGGAGUUGUUCUGAAGUUUCGAAGGGGGAGGCUUCUAAGUGUGAGGUAAGUCGUUAUUUGGUGCUGAAUUCCUUUAUAAAGUAGACUGGACCUUGAAAGGUAAAGACAGCUAUUUGAUUUGUAAUUUUGUUUUUGUUAUAAACUAUUAAAUGUGCGCUUGGAUUCGCAUAAUUAUGUUAUUAUGUAUUUAU
This is a messenger RNA of Chilo suppressalis (striped riceborer), 2760 nucleotides long. NCBI's taxonomy places the organism in Eukaryota, Metazoa, Arthropoda, Insecta, Lepidoptera, Crambidae. The record is from the annotation of a GenBank genome assembly.